AUGGCAUCCUCCCUCAAGGCAUUGCUUGUUGAUGAUAUGUCAGUUGAACGCAUGGUUGUCUCCUCCAUGCUGCGCAAGUUCCACUGCGAGAUCAUCCUGGCGAAGAAUGGGAAAGAAGCUGUUGAUAUGUUUCUUGAGGGCAACGAGUUUGAUAUUGUUGUGUGUGAUAAGGACAUGCCCAUAAUGACCGGUCCCGAGGCCAUUGUGAAGAUCCGUGCUAUGGGAGCCACUGAUGUGAAGAUCGUCGGGGUGUCCGCUGAUGAUAACGCCAUGGAGGCGUUCAUGGGCGCCGGUGCUGAUGACUUUGUGCCCAAACCAGUGAGGCCUGAGAUUCUGCAGCCUAUGGUUCAGGAGGUCAUCAACAAGAAGAAGAAUUAA
Molecule: messenger RNA, 378 nt
Organism: Triticum aestivum (bread wheat)
Lineage: Eukaryota; Viridiplantae; Streptophyta; Magnoliopsida; Poales; Poaceae
Product: two-component response regulator ORR42-like
Exons: 2
Coding region: 1-378 (125 amino acids)
Biological process (GO): phosphorelay signal transduction system
Source: RefSeq, a predicted model, not a curated record